AUGGAUGCAAGGCAGUACAAUGCGCUGGACCUCGCCCAGCCUACCGAUUUCAAAGGCAUGCUCAAGAGUGGUGAACUCCUUUGGGGCACCGGAUGUCGAAUCCCUAGCGAAGAGGCUGCUCGGAUCCUUGCGACAUUGCCUUAUCAAUUCUGUUUCCUCGAUGCCGAACAUAGCCCCCUCAACCCUACGCUUCUCACGAGCCUGAUCAAAACUAUUCAAUACACGUCUAAUGGAUCUAUGGUCCCGUUUGUUCGAUUGGCUCCGAGCAAUCCCGAUCUAAUCAACUAUGCCUUGAACGCCGGCGCAGGUGGAAUCGUGCAACCGCAUGUCCAGACUGCGGCACAAGCUUCGGAGCUCGUGAGCUAUGCCAAGUUUCCACCAUUGGGCAAGCGAAGCUAUCCGCCAAUGGCGUUAUUCGGGAAGCAGACACGCACAAAUCCGGGAGAGACUGUUUACGACGUAUGGAACAACCAUCCUGCUGUCUUUGCACAGAUUGAGGACAUGGAGGGGCUCAAGAAUGUCGAUGAGAUUGCGGCCGUAAAGGGAAUUGAUGCCCUUAUGGUGGGAGCUGGGGAUCUGCGAUGUUCUCUCGGUCUUGAAGUUGGCAGCCAGGACGGUGACGAGCCAUGCUUUCUGGCUGCUCUCGACCGGAUCCAACGAGCUGCAGACAAGAACGGCCUUGCGGUGCUCGGGUUUGCGAUGUCGCCAGAAAUUCUGAAGAGACGGCUGGAACUUGGCUGGACAGCCUUCGUUGUCCACUCGGACGGGGCUGCCAUUUUCAAUUCAGGCAUGACUAAUUUUUCCGCGAAUAUCGAGCUUGCCAGAACACUGAGGAGUGGAACCAGUGUCAAUGGUACAUCGUAG
This is a messenger RNA of Dissoconium aciculare CBS 342.82, 864 nucleotides long. RefSeq names its product HpcH/HpaI aldolase/citrate lyase family protein. The transcript has 3 exons. The record is from RefSeq and is a predicted model, not a curated record. Bases 1 to 864 code for a protein of 287 amino acids. NCBI's taxonomy places the organism in Eukaryota, Fungi, Ascomycota, Dothideomycetes, Mycosphaerellales, Dissoconiaceae. Gene Ontology annotation, cellular component: cytoplasm. Gene Ontology annotation, molecular function: aldehyde-lyase activity.